Gossypium raimondii (Peruvian cotton) is the source of this 1797-nucleotide messenger RNA. RefSeq lists its product as uncharacterized. The record is from RefSeq and is a predicted model, not a curated record. NCBI's taxonomy places the organism in Eukaryota, Viridiplantae, Streptophyta, Magnoliopsida, Malvales, Malvaceae. The coding region runs from base 285 to 1232 and encodes 315 amino acids. The transcript is spliced from 3 exons. Gene Ontology annotation, molecular function: protein binding.
CCUUUCUCACCCUCCCCUGUUUUCCACGCUAACCUUUUCCCACUAAAAUUUCAAAACCCCGAGUUGAGCCCACUUCAUAAUUAAAACCCAAAAUCAAAAUAAACACACAUAAAAUCCCCAGCCUUAACCCUCACUAAUCUCAUCCUCAAUUAUCAUUUCUGGGAACGCCUCCUCACCCUUUCUCUUUCUUAUCAUUUUGUUUGAUUUGUUUUCUGUUCCAUCCCAAAUCCCUAACUGUUUGACCAGAUCGGAGGAACCCAGUGGCAGGAGCGGGGAGGUUGAGCAUGGCCACAGCGUCGUUUAACAAGAUCGAAAGGGCCCACCAGAUGUAUAGAGAAGGGAGGUACAACGAAGCUCUGGGUUACUACACCGAGGCGCUGGCUGUUGCCAAAACAAAGCCUCAGAAGAUCGCUUUGCACAGUAACAGAGCCGCUUGUUACUUGAAAUUACAUCAUUUCAAAAAGGCAGCAGAAGAAUGUACCUCGGUUCUUGAGCUUGACCAUAAGCACACUGGAGCUCUGAUGCUACGAGCACAAACACUAGUCACACUAAAGGAGUACAAUUCAGCUCUCUUUGAUGUCAACCAGCUCAUAGAGUUGGAUCCCUCUUCCGAAGUUUAUCAUAACCUUCAAGCCCGUUUAAGGACACAAGUGGCACUUGCUCCGAUACCUGAAUCUGAAGCAGAGUUGGAAGAAGAGGAAGAAGAACAUGAGCAACCCGAUACAAGUGAGAAAGAAGUGAGACAAGACGACAAAAAGGAAGACCUAGUAGUGCCAGCAAUUGGGAAAGAUCUGAAUGCUGCUGAGCUUAAUGAGUAUCCAAUUAAAGAGAAAAUAAUUCCCUCUGAGAAAUCUGAGGUUAAAGAAUAUGCUGAGCAGGAAACAGAUUGUAAUAAUAUGCCUGAAAGAAAUCCUGGAGUAACUGCCCUUCAAAAACCAAAUGAGAAGGAUUCCAAAGGAUAUCAAGCAAUUCCUAAACCCAAGGAAUAUUCAGGACAGAAGAAUGUGCCCCAAAGAGUUGGAGUUGCUGAUCCUUUAGGAGAGGGCAUCAAAGAUUCCAAGGGAUGGCAGGCGAUCCCUAAACCAAAGGGACACUCAGCUCUCGAUUAUGCACGGUGGGACAGAGUUGAAAAUGACUCCAGUGAAGAUGAUGAUGACGACGAUGAUGAUGAAGACUCUCAGCCUCAGUAUCGGUUCCGGGUAAGAACUGUUGGCAUACGGUCAGUGAAGUGAAAUGGGAUGAAGUAAAAGUUAUAAUGAUGUGAAUAACAUUUCUGAUUCCUUAAAUCUUCACAAUGAGUCUCCUAUGUCGAGUAAAGUGUGGUUUGAGAAACUUUGUUUGGUAUAUCAUGUUUAAACAUCCGAAGGCAGGGGCACCACAUAUUACAGUUGCCUCCCUGGUUUGAGUUCUUCCAUAUCAAAGUGCCAUUCAAAUAUUCCAGGCUGCCUCCAAUACUUUGGAAAUGGCUGCACAUAUUAACGGACUAUCCUCAUUGAUUUUAGUGUCAGGUAAUCAUUUCUGGUGCUGUAAUUAUUUACAAAUCUCUCUUCUGGUUGCUUAAUUUUCUUAAAUGGAGAUGAGAACUUUGAAUCUAUCAGCUGGUUUGCAUUGGAUGAACAAUUAUAUACAUCAAUAAUUGUAAAAUUUUUCUGGAUAUUUGUAUAUUAAUCGCUGUAGUUAAAGUUGUUGGUUAUAUUUGAUCCGAAUUUUGAUUAUUGUGUUCUGGUCAAGUCAAUAAAAAUUGAACAGAUUGUAAUUUUUGUUGUUUAUUAUUUGAAUAAAUUUGUUUGAUUCCAA